This is a messenger RNA of Benincasa hispida (wax gourd), 4343 nucleotides long. Lineage: Eukaryota; Viridiplantae; Streptophyta; Magnoliopsida; Cucurbitales; Cucurbitaceae. The record is from RefSeq and is a predicted model, not a curated record.
CAUGAAUCUUCCUAAACGUAGCAAGAGAGCAAAGCGAUUACAGUCUUCACUGGCAUUUUUGUUAACUUUCAAUUUUUCGGAAAUGCCCAGUUCUUUGGCUAUUCUCGCUUUCGCAUGUGCUCUGUAGGGAGCUGACGCUAAACUGUUUAUAAUUUAUGAAAAGGGGUGUUGUAAAUCGAAUAUGAGGACUUAUGAAAUUGCGGAAUGAAUUUAUGUUGAUAAAAACAUUGAAUUGGUUGUCUAGUUUGUUGUAUUCGUGCCUUACUUUAUCUCCAAACUGAAGUUCAAUCUUCAGAUGCUUCCAAGACCAUGAUUUGCCUUUUUAAGGGUCUGGGAAGGGUGAGAUUGUCUCAUCUCAAAUGGGGACUAUCAAGCCCCUGCCUAAGUCUGUUCGUAGUUCUGUGCGUGCUGGCAUUAUUCUCUAUGAUGUCACGAAGGUUGUGGAAGAGCUUGUUUAUAAUAGCUUGGAUGCUGGUGCAUCGAAGAUUUCAAUUUUCAUGGGCAUUGGGACAUCCUAUGUUAAAGUAGUGGACGAUGGAUCUGGUAUUACUCGCGAUGGGUUAGUCUUGCUAGGAGAAAGAUAUGUGACAUCAAAAUUUCACGAUCUUGUCGACAUGGAUUCCAAAUGCGGAACAUUUGGCUUUCGAGGAGAGGCAUUGGCUUCCAUUUCCGAUGUAUCGUUGGUGGAGAUCAUAACUAGAGCAUGUGGGAGGGCAAAUGGAUAUCGUAAAGUCUUAAAGGGUUGUAAAUGCUUGUAUCUUGGAAUUGACGAUGAUAUGGAAGAUGUUGGCACUACUGUUAUUGUUCGAGAUCUGUUUUACAACCAACCAGUUCGAAGGAAACAUAUGCAAUCCAGCCCCAAGAAGGUCUUGCAUGCAGUCAAGAAAUGUGUAAUUCGAACUGCCCUCAUACAUUCUAAAGUUUCCUUCAAACUUGUAGACAGUGAAAGUGAGAGUAUCCUUCUUUGCACGGAUCCCUCUCCUUCUCCUUUAUCACUUUUGAGAAGUGGCUUUGGUAGUGAGGUUUCCAGGUCUCUCCAUGAAUUAAAAAUCGGUGAUGGGGACUUAAAGCUUUCUGGCUAUAUAUGCAGUCCGUUUGAUAGCUUCAGUAUCAAGGCUGUUCAAUACGUCUAUAUUAACAGGCGAUUCAUUUUCAAGGGCCAAAUUCAUAAAUUACUUAAUCAACUGGCCAGUAGAUUUAUGAGCCAGGAUCCGCAGACUGAUCAUGUCUGUCACAGAAGGAAGAGAAGCAGGUCUGAAGCAAAUCCUGCUUAUGUUUUAAAUUUAGACUGCCCAGGAUCUUUCUACGACCUAACAUUUGAGUCAUCUAAGACCAUUGUUCAGUUUAAGGACUGGACCCCAAUACUUACCUUCAUUGAAGAAGCCGUUCAACAAUUUUGGAAAGAAAAAUAUAAUUGUGGAAAAUCUUUGGUCCAUACAACCCCCAUAGUUGGAGAUCAGCUGUGGAAGGAUGAAGAUAACAUGAUUUCAACAAAAUCAAAGAAUAUUCCAUCUGUGAAGAAGAGCAGAAUGCAAAGCUGUCAGGCUUCCCUUACCGAUUUGUUUUCACCAUCAGUUAUGCUCACGGAACAUGAUGAUAUCUUGUCCCAUAGGUUGCAUGACAAAAAGGCACGUGAGAGUUCACACACAAGUUCAAUUGAAUUGGAUGAUGGUGACCAAGCAGCUAGGAUGCAAUUUAGUUACCAAGCCGACCAUUUCUCAAAAUCAUGGGAUACUCCCUUGGCAAAAUGCUCAACUACAGCUGUCCAAAACAAUGACACUUACCAAUCGGUACCUGAAAACUUUUUUGUAUCUGAAGACUCCUUUUUGGAUAGAAGACUGAAUUCUCCCCAAGGAUGUGAUGACAUUGUUGAGGACAAUAUCUUCUGUUCAGAUUUGAAAGGUCAAUCAUCUAAAAUGCGUUUCAAUAUGAUCACUGGUUCUGCCGGAAGUACACCAUCUUCCUACUUUGAUGAAUUUAGCUACGAUGAAUACAUCUUAACGGGUAACAAACCCUCACUUAGGGGAUGUUCCUCAUGGAGUAGCUUUCAACUUGAGAGUACUUCAAUUCCUGGUGACAAACUGUAUGUUCAAAAUGAUGUCAUCAAAAGAACCCAAAUGCAAAAAAUACCUGAUGAUGAAGUUGACAUUCUAAAGCUUGAUGCUUACUUCAAGGGUUCUGAUCUUUGUGCCGGCACCUCAUCACAUGCUGAGCACGUGCAGAAGUUUUUGUCAAGUUAUCAGACCAGAAGUUCCCCAAACGGUCCCGUGACUUCAAAUUUCAUAUUAGCCUCAGAAUGGGACGUUGAUUGCUUUAGUGUUAGGGAUGAGGGUGAAAGGAGCUGGAGAUCUAGAGAUAGGACACCCGUCAAGGAUUUAGUGGAUGAUGAUGAAAAGGGCUGCAAAUUUGAUUGUGAUAUCACGUUGAGUAGUUCCAACAAAAAGAAUUACAUAGCAAGCUGUAUCGAUAGUACACUGAUAAUUGAUGAUGUUUUUGAUGCAAGAGAGGACCUUAGCACCUUCCUUAAAAAAUCUAACCAUGUUAAACAUUCUUCUCCUGUGAGUCCAGAUAUGCACUCCCGUCAGAAGUAUUUUUUCAAUUGGAGAUUGCCUGGAAGAGAUUGUGAAAAGGCUUGUGAAAGCUCAGAGCUUAUGUUUGGACAUCAAACUUUGAAAGAGAAGUAUUUUUCUGUUGAAAGGCCUAGAAGAGGCAAAUCGGCUCCACCUUUUUACAAAAGAAAGACUAGUUUCUAUUGCCUGGACCAAACAAAGGCAGAAAGGCCUCAUGCCACUAGUUUCUAUUGCCUGAACGAAAGAAAAGCCAAUAAGUCUAGUGCCACUAAUUUCUAUUGCACGGACCAAGGGAAAGUUGAAAAGCUUCAGGCACCGGUCUUCCUUGACAGGCCACCUCAUUUAGAACUAGGUGAGUUGAGAGAUUCCAAACAUUUCUUUGGUACUAGUAAUCGAUAUGUUAAGCCAUUUCCUGUUGAUGACUCAUUGAUGGGAACCAGAUCUGCCAGAACAGCUACGAUAAAGAUGCCUGCUAUUAUGGGAAAUGAUGAGGAGAAACAAGGAGAGAUUUCCAAGCAGUCCCAAUGCGAUGUUAAGGUCACUGAAGGUGUUAUAGAACUAUGCUCAAAGGAAACUCAAGAGUCCUCAGAUUUAUGGAUCAAAUGGCAUAAUUGCUGUCCAACUACAAUAAAUGAGGAUUCACAUGCUUUUGACGAUGAAGUUAGUAUACUUGAUAUCACUUCAGGGUUCCUAUCUCUUGCUAGCAAUUCCUUAGUUCCCGAAUCCAUCGAUAAAAAUUUCCUUGAAGAUGCAAAAGUACUUCUACAGCUUGAUAAGAAAUUCAUUCCAGUUGUAUCUGGCGGAAUACUGGCUGUUAUCGAUCAGCAUGCUGCAGAUGAAAGAAUUCGACUUGAAGAUCUUCGUCAAAAGCUGUUGUCUGGUGAAGCAAAGACUACAACCUAUCUGGAUGCUGAACACGAGCUGGUGCUGCCAGAGAUUGGUUACCAGUUGUUGUAUAACUAUGCCGAUCAGGUUAAAGAGUGGGGUUGGAUCUGUAGUAUUCAUGCUCAAGAUUCAAAAUCCUUCCGAAGCAAUUUGAACAUCCUACACAAGCAGGAAACGGCCAUCACGCUAAUGGCAGUACCCUGCAUAUUAGGGGUUAAUUUAUCUGAUGUAGAUCUUCUGGAGUUUCUUCAUCAGCUUGCUGAUACAGAUGGCUCAUCAACAACGCCACCAUCCGUACUUCGAGUUCUUAAUUCAAAGGCCUGCAGAGGUGCAAUUAUGUUCGGAGACUCUUUGUUACCUUCAGAGUGCUCCCUCAUUGUUGAGGAACUGAAGCAGACUUCUCUGUGUUUCCAAUGUGCCCAUGGACGACCAACGACGGUCCCUCUUGUGGACUUGGAGGCAUUGCAUAAGGAGAUAAAGGAGCUGGAAAUACUGGACAGAAGUGGUUCAAAUGGAACGUGGAAUGGUCUGGGGCGACGUGAGCUGAGCAUAGAAAGGAUGUUGCAGUGCUUGAGGUCGGCCGAAGGUUUAUAGUACUCCUGGGAAAUGCUGCCUUUUCAUUGAGGAGACUAAGUGCCCGGAGCCCGGAAUAAUAGCAGUCUGCAGAAGAGGAUGGAUUGAGUAGCAUUGUUAGAUCAUGUAUAGAACCAGACGUUGGCAAUGAUUUGUCGAAAAGAGCAGUGUUUAUAGUUUAGGUUCCUUGGAGUUUUGGUUGUAAUUCUUUCCAAUAGACAGUUAUCUACCCUCCAUAUAAAUAUUCAUUUCCAAUAUGGUGAAUAAAGCUGAAUGAUAUGUUUCUUAAACGAAACGGCGGAUUUGAUUUGGUUU